CACUACUUUACGACAGUAGUGAGAAACCAGAAGUGUCAGCGGCUGCUGAGUUGUUUGGAAACAAGUGCUUUCCCCAUAAGCAAAGGAAAACUGAACAGAGCUGAGAUGUGGCAAGCGGCAGAGGCAAGCUAAUGGUGACCUGCAGCUGUGUGCAACAGAAGAUACGACAACAGCCACGAUGUGAGGCCCAAAAACACAUUUUCCACAGAUCUCGGCCACGGCGCUAGCUAACGUUAGCUAACUGAACUUAGCAAGCAAGCUAACCCAGUUUGUCAGCUUUCGUCCAGCACAGUUGGCAAAAGAAAAUGACUAGUAACUUGCGUUGUUUUGAUAGCGAGCGAGUGUCAAGGUGCCGUACGUGUUAAAUUUCCAACCUCAGUACAGUCUUCGGUCACUAAACUGGUGUUUAAAAACAAAAUGUGGCUCCAGCAGAGACUAAAGGGGCUGCCAGGCUUGUUGUCAAGUAGUUGGGCAAGAAGACUCCUCAUAGGACUGUUGCUUUUCCUCAUUUUCUACUGGUACCUGGGGGCAGAGCAUAAGCUAAGGUUUUUCAGCGGGUCAGUCAUGUCUGGAGGAGUGGCCGGGCAGUGUUUACAGACUGAAAUCCACAGGUGGAAGUCUCUGGUAGACAGAGGAGAGGGGAUCUGUAGGACGCCUCAGGAGAACGUAGACACACCCUUUGUUUCAGGGAAUGGCCAUAUUCUAGUUGACAUUGACUCAAACAAAUUGUGGGUAGCGUCAUCUUCCCAGCCCGGUGUGGCUCCCGUCCACCAGACUGAGUACUCCCCGAUAGUGGGUGUCCACCUUCCAGGGAAGCGGGCCGAGGCUCAGGCUUCCCUCUUGUGGUUCCGCAAAGGGUCUGUGCUCUCGGUCCGCUGUGUGUUACCAGCCACAUCGCAGUCAGCCCGGGAUUGUGUCACCGUCAGGGAGGAAUUCAUUGCCCACCGCAGCCGGCCUCAUGUCUACCUUCAGCGAAUCCACAUCAACAACCCGUCUGACAGGACUGCUUUGCUGGAAGCUUCCUCUGAAACCCCCUCGUUCGGGAGUAAGUUCUCCACCGGUGUGGAGAAAGUGGAGGACAGAGAGAUUGUGCUCUCCUCUGGCCGAGUGCUUGUGGAGAACAACCGCAUCGUGUUGGUGGUGGUGGCCACAAAGAAACUGAACAGUCGGAUCCAGGUCUUGGCCAAGUCGGAGUACACGGACAACGUUGUGUCAGUGGUGUGGACCUCGGAGCCCAUCGAUUCCUCUAAACUGGACGAGACCUUCACGGCUCUGCGAGAUGGAGCCAAGAAGGAGCUGGGGGAGCUGCUCAGGGCCAACGUGGACGACCUGGUUAUGGAUCACCAGCAGGCUUGGAUGGAUCUCUUCAUCUCUGGUGUGGAGAUGAGGAAGAUCACAGACUCUCACACCCCUUCCAGCCACACAGUGAACACCACCUUGUACUACGUCCUGUCCUCCACAACAGCCCCCCUGCUGGACCGGAGGCUGAGCAGUGAGGAGCGUGCCCGUCUGGAGUCCAGCCUCAACUACGCCGACCAUUGCUUCAGUGGCCAUGCCACCAUGCACGCAGAGAUCCUUUGGCCCGAGCGAGUCAGCAGCACCGCCCAGAUCCUCCAGCUGGUCACGCUGUGGACUCUGACUCUUCAGAAGAGAGGCUGCAGGGUGCUGGUGGCAGCCGGAGCUCACGGCGUCAUGCAGGGCAUGGUUCUCAGUUUUGGAGGCCUUCAGUUCACAGAGAACCAUCUGCAGUUCCAGGCCGAUCCGGACGUGCUGCACAACAGCUACGCACUGCGAGGAAUCCACUACAACCAGGACCUCAUCAACUUGGCGGUGCUGCUGGAUGUUGAUGGCAAGCCGUUCCUUCACGUGUCAGUGAAGCCGCAGGAGAAGCCGGUGCAGCUGUACGCCUGUGAGGCCGGCUGCCUCAAUGAGCCGGUGGAGCUGACGUCUGAGGUUAAAGGGCACACCUUCCCAGUGAUGGUGACACAACCCAUCACACCACUGCUUUACAUCUCCACCGACCUUCGCCACCUACAGGACCUUCGCCACACUCUGCACCUCAAGGCCAUCUUGGCCCACGAGGAGCACAUGGCAAAUAGGUACCCAGGCCUGCCCUUUCUCUUCUGGUUCAGCGUGGCCUCACUCAUUACCCUGUUCCACCUUUUCCUCUUCAAGCUUAUCUACAAUGAGUACUGCGGCCCUGGUGCCAAACCCCUCUUCAGGAGCAAGGUCGCCAACAAAAUUGAGGAAGGCUCAGGUUGAGGACACCAGGAAUCCCAUCUCAACAUUACAACAGUGUAUUUACACAUUUGCAGUUUGGUUUAUUUAAGCUAUGGGGGUUUAAACAUUAGUGUGUUGGUGCUGGACCCAGAUGACCUACUCACACUGAUACUACUGUCAUUUUUGACAGGGUGACCCUACUGUUUUAAGGAAUGUCAUCCAGAUACCUUUGCCUUUGCACUAUCCCCUGCUAAAGUCAACAUGGUUGAAGUAUGGUGGUCAAUGAAUGGGGUCGGCUGAUUGUUAAUUCAGUCGCUGGUAAAAAAAAAAAAACAAACAAAAAAAAAAACACGAAUGAGCUUGCUGAGAUUUAAUGGAUCGGCUUAAUGCCAAGAUGUUUUUUUUUUUUUAUGGAUUUUGGAAGUUUUGUUAUCACGUCCACAGUUUGAAUCAGUCUGGUUGCUGACUCCAUAAUAUCUCUAUUAAUCUCAGUUAAGACCGACUAGUGAACAUAAUUAGAGUGUGCACCAGUGAUGUUUUGUGACAGAAAGGCAGUCUUCCGUCCUGUUUUCCAUAAGGAAGUCAUCUGAUAGAUGAAUCAUUAACAAAGCAGACAUAUAUUUGUAUUUGAGCAGGGGCAUCUCACUCAAAAUAGGGGAACUGAGCAUAAUUUCCACUACAGAGGACAGUAUAGGCUACUGCACACUUUUUUGCUACACACGUUUUUCAUACUAAAAGCCAUCUGUGACAGGCCAAAAUGCUUUUGGGAAGCUGACUGUCAAGAUUCAUUUUGCAUGUAUUUCUGCUGCAUAUUAACCGCUCUCUCUGUCCACUAUUAACAGCAACAUACCAUUCAAAUCUAAUGCAAGCGAUGUUCAUGCAUGGCCAUCCAGUCUGUGCAAUCCUCUCAGACCACACCGAUGCAGAAGAAAUAGGAAUAGUUAUUGUUUGAUCUCAAGGUGAUUGUUGUCAUUGGCUCUUCCACUCCUCUCAGCUCUGACUUUUUAUUUAAAUUCUAUACAUUUUUACUUGUACAGAUCAAGUGGGUUUCUAUGCAGCAAUCUACGCAUUACGCUGCAAAUAAUGCUUUCUGUCAGUGGAGUUUGCUCAUUGUUGAUUUACCAGGUUAUAGAAGUGUUUCUCUUUUGCGGCUUUUGUUUGAAGUGUGAUUUACGUGUGCUGACUGCUUUCCACCUUUUUGUAUAGGGUUCAGUUUUUCAUGUUACGUUUUAAGGGCUUUAUAAAAUCAACUUCUUUGGUGUUUGUUAACUACUGAGUGUGCCUUAAUUAAGAAGUUAAUUUAUUCUGAUCAUUACUACCGUAUGAUUGGAUUGUACUUGAAUAGUUCAUGAUAAUAUGAACUUGAAGCAAAGAUUAUAUUUGAACAUGUCUCGACUUGGGGGAAAUAAAUCACUGAAUUAUGUAAAAAUGGUUAAGUAUGCUGCCUGACAGUUUAUUCAGUGCAUCUGUGGGUUUAAAGCAGAAAAAAACAAUCAUCACUGGAGCUGUAAUAUAAACAUCUUUGAUAUUAUUUUGAUUCUCUUUAUUUCAUAUGUUUUUGUGGAUAGGGACAGUGCAAUCAUUACCUGAAAACCUGUCCCAUAAUGAGUUUAUAGCUAAUGUCAUCCUUUACAUCUUUAAAUCCAGUCUGGUUCAUCAUCCAUUUUCAGUUUCUUGUAAUACACACGAUAGUGAGAGUGACUGCUGUGGUUGUGGAAAAAAAUUAAUAAGAACAUCAUUCUAAAAUAAAUUGAAGAUCCGG
Messenger RNA from Myripristis murdjan (pinecone soldierfish), 3982 nucleotides. Its product is annotated as KIAA2013 ortholog. NCBI's taxonomy places the organism in Eukaryota, Metazoa, Chordata, Actinopteri, Holocentriformes, Holocentridae. The record is from RefSeq and is a predicted model, not a curated record. The coding region runs from base 418 to 2262 and encodes 614 amino acids. The transcript has 3 exons.